AGCCUGAAAAGGAAGGGAGAGAGACUUGGAAAAAAGCAAGUCUUUACCCUUCAUACGCAGUCUGCUUUCCAGUUCUUGGCCUCUCCUUUUCUUUAAACAUAACCCUUCCAAAAGUUGAAUACAUUAUCCGCUUUCCAUGUUACUUUCAAUUAUUCUUACAAUAACACCCCUCUCCCCCCACGUCUCUCUCUCUCUUUCUCGCUCCUGUCUUUCUUCUGUGCAUUAGCAGAUAGCAAAAGCUAAGCUCUUUAAUUUUUCCUCUUUCAACACUAUUUGAUGCUACUGUUGCCAGAGAUUUAUUGGCUGUGAAGUCAACAGGAAUCGUUUAUCUUCUCCUUCUUAACCCUUUGCCAAUUUCUUCAUUUCACUUCUUCCACACUGCUUUAGAUUCUGAAUUCUGGCUUCUUUACACUUCAACCAGCAGUUUCUUUCCUUUGCGGCCUCAUUUUAAGGAUUUCUAAUAGCCUGGAGGUUACCGAGACUGGAUUCUACCUCUUUGUUUGUUUCAGACCGUGUAAUGAUUGGCUUGGUGGAUCACUUGGAGAAGAAUUUGAUUGUAGGGUGGGAAAGAGUGAAAUACGUUUGCAAAGCAAGGAUGCUCUAUGGGCUAUAAUUUUAAGACUCCUUGGGAAUUAGCUGAAUCGGAAAAACAAAGCAGUCCGUACUUUACUCAAAUCACUGUGUCUAGCAGCUUAAGGGUACCUCAGGCUACCGGGUAUUGUUCAGUAGACUUGAAGCUCGGCAAUUCUGGUAAUUUCAAGGACAAGUAUAAGGAUCCCGGGGGCUCUUUAAUGGAAUCAUCUUCGUCUGGAUCAUCAAAGAGAGCUAGGACACCUAACAAUGCAACCCUAGUCCCCUCAUGCUUGGUUGAUGGAUGCACUUCGGACCUUAGCAAAUGCAGGGAUUACCAUCGGCGACAUAAAGUAUGUGAGUUCCACUCCAAGUCGUCUCAGGUUUUUAUUAAAGGUCAGGAACAACGGUUUUGCCAGCAGUGCAGCAGGUUCCAUUCGUUGGGGGAGUUUGAUGAGGGGAAGCGAAGCUGCAGAAAGCGUCUUGAUGGACAUAAUCGGCGUCGAAGGAAGCCCCAGCCAGAUUCACUUUCAGUAAAUUCUGCAAGGAUAUUUUCCAACCAAGGUACUAGAUAUCUACAAUUCGGUAGCUCUCAAAUAUUUUCAACCAGUGCUAUGAGCUCUGCUUGGACUGGAGCUGCAAAAGCCGAGAGGGAUCCAAUGCUUUAUACUAGUCAAUCCUCAAUGAACUUCGAUGGCAGAAAAAAUCUUUUUCCUGGUUCCUUGUCUCCCAACUAUAAAGGAGGAAAGCAGUUCCCCUUUUUACAAGGCACUAGUUCCACACUUCCUGGAGAUUCUAUCCGUCUCAAUGCCAAUUCCACAUUAGGAAAUAUUGGCAACAGCCAGAAAAUGUUCUCUGAUGGGUUAAACCGAGUCAUAGACUCCAACCGUGCUCUCUCUCUUCUGUCAUCUCCACCAUCUGAGACUCGGGAUAUUGGUUUGAGCCACGUAGUGCAGCCUGACCUGAACCCUCCUGCUCAGUCCUUGAUCCCAAGCUUGAACUAUAAUGAUGCUCUUGGAAUGGAAAGUGAGCCAGUAGGACCUGUCUUAGCAUCUGAUGGCAGCAGCAAUUCCAACCCCCAUGGUCAGCAUAUGUUUCAGAUCGGACCUGAUUGGUUAUCUGCAAAUGGAUCUCAUCAGACACUUUCCUUCUCGUGGGAGUAGUACAUGCCAUUUCUGGUUCUAAUCUCCCCUACGGCUCUAAAUCUGACCGAUAAAAGAAUUUAUUGCUCUAAGUUCUGAGAUUAUUAAGAUGUUCCAUUUUGUUUGUAUCACCACUCCACAACUGUGGUAAUUUGUAAGACGCGACAAUGUUAUAAUGUGUACGCAUGUAUUGUUUUGUUCUUGGACUUUUAAAUGUAUGUACCUACGUAAAAGGAGAGGAGAAAAAAAAAGGCCACACCAAUGGUGCUAUCCUUGUCUCAUUCUUGCAGAAGUCAACGCAGGAUGCAUUUCUGUAAGAUGUUUCCUGAUGUUAUUGGAUUUGAGGUUUUGCUUUUUAA
Populus nigra (black poplar) is the source of this 2071-nucleotide messenger RNA. Its product is annotated as squamosa promoter-binding-like protein 16. The transcript is spliced from 4 exons. NCBI's taxonomy places the organism in Eukaryota, Viridiplantae, Streptophyta, Magnoliopsida, Malpighiales, Salicaceae. Gene Ontology annotation, molecular function: DNA binding. The record is from RefSeq and is a predicted model, not a curated record. Gene Ontology annotation, cellular component: nucleus. The coding region runs from base 603 to 1733 and encodes 376 amino acids.